CCUUUCCUCUUCCUGCAUUUCCGGAAGUAACCUGAUAGCUAGGCGAGAAGACCGGGAGCAUUAACAGAUCCUACUUUAAAAUAAACAAAUAAAUAAAGAUCGUGGACAGACACUUAAUUUAAUACUGUAACAAGAUACAGGAUGUCUAGACAAUCAAACAGAACCACCGAGAGCAAGAAAAUGAAUUCGGAGCUCUUUACUCUCACAUAUGGGGCCCUGGUCACCCAGCUGUGUAAGGACUACGAGAAUGACGAAGAAGUCAACAAACAGCUGGACAAGAUGGGGUACAAUAUUGGAGUGAGGCUCAUCGAAGACUUCCUGGCUCGAUCCAGUGUGGGGAGGUGUCACGAUUUCCGAGAAACAGCCGAUGUCAUCGCGAAGGUGGCAUUCAAGAUGUAUCUGGGCAUUACUCCCAGCGUGACCAACUGGAGCCCGGCAGGGGACGAGUUCUCCCUCAUCCUGGAGAGUAACCCGCUGGUGGACUUUGUGGAGCUGCCAGACAACCACAGCACCCUGGUGUACUCAAACCUUCUUUGUGGGGUGCUGAGGGGAGCCCUGGAGAUGGUCCAAAUGGCGGUGGAUGUUCGGUUCGCCCAGGACACGCUAAGAGGGGACAACGUGACCGAGAUCCGCAUGAAGUUCAUCAAGAGGAUCGAGGAGAACCUUCCUGCCGGAGACGAGUGAGAAGAGCUGGGCUGGUGAGGAGCCGGCAGCUGGUGGGCCUAAGACAUGGAGAGGGGAGAGAGAGACUGCAGCUGUGAUUUGUAUAUACUAACGUGUUCAGAGAAACCCCAUUCACAGAUCCUUGUAGGAACAGGCACAGUUUCAUUUUUAGGGACACCCCUCUCCAUGUUAACUCCUGAAUCUUUGGGACCGGUUUUCCCAGCACCGACAAAAAAAAUACACUUGUACACUAUGGCUGCUGGGAAUGGGAUCUAGCUCUCCGAGUUAAGGCAUGUCCAGGAUUCUGUUCAGGUUGGUUUGUUUGCCUUUUGAUACAGAAUUAUCAUUUAACAAGAUGUUUUGUUUUGUUUUGUGUCUGUCUCAUGUUUUCCAUUAUAGAGUGUAGAAUGUGGUGCAUUCUGACUAUUUUUUAUUAGUUUUUUUUUUUUUUUUUGGUUGGUGAAAAUUCAUCACCACCAUCAAAAAGGCUGUUCUGUAUUAUAAAAAAAAAUUCUUUUUGCCUGCCAUUUUUAUGCAACAUAUAAAAUAUCAUGCCCCUGGCAUGGCAAUUUAACUUAUGAAAUAUACUAUUAAAGAAACUUAAUAAACUCUCUUGGAGAUGGAACAUAA
Messenger RNA from Anguilla rostrata (American eel), 1293 nucleotides. It is a transcript of the gene trappc3, whose product is annotated as trafficking protein particle complex subunit 3. Gene Ontology annotation, biological process: endoplasmic reticulum to Golgi vesicle-mediated transport; intra-Golgi vesicle-mediated transport. The transcript is spliced from 5 exons. NCBI's taxonomy places the organism in Eukaryota, Metazoa, Chordata, Actinopteri, Anguilliformes, Anguillidae. Bases 142 to 684 code for a protein of 180 amino acids. Gene Ontology annotation, cellular component: cis-Golgi network membrane; cytosol; TRAPP complex. The record is from RefSeq and is a predicted model, not a curated record.